AUGGGAUGGCGAAGCUCUCGCAGGCGUACUCGUCGUCGUUCAUCAUCCUCUUCAACUACGACUGAUUCUUCCUCUACCACCACCACCGCCACCACUACCUCAACAACCAGUACCCAAGCCUCAAAAAGCAGUGAAGAUACACAAAAAUUCCGUGAUGAGCUCUCUAAAAUGGGUCUCUGUCUACGCGAAGUUCCAGCUGACGGCAAUUGUCUAUUUUCGGCUUUCUCUGAUCAGUUGACCGGAACCUUCAGUAAACACGCAGAACUGCGUGCUCAAGCGGUUGAAUUUCUCCGCGAAAACCGCAAGGAGAUGCGUCCCUUCACUCACACCAGGCACUUUAGCGCGAUGCUGAGCGAUCUCGCUGAAAAUGGCACUUACGGAGAUCACACCUCGAUUGCGGCGCUCGCGCGUGUUCACCGCGUUAAUGUGGUGGUUCACCAGGUGGGACAGGCCCCCCGCCUGGUCGCGCUCGGGAGCGUGUCUCCCCACGUCUGUCACAGCCAUCCUCAGGUCCACUUGGCCUUCCACGAAGACAUUGCACACUACUCCAGUGUUCGUCGCCUUGACGGCCCAUCAGGCGGACCUGCUCACGUUCACAUCGAUUUAAUGCGCCUUGAAAAGAAAGCAGCGAACUUCCAAAAACGUCAUCGACGAUGCCGACGAAAUUGA
Messenger RNA from Mesocestoides corti, 669 nucleotides. The record is from the annotation of a GenBank genome assembly. NCBI's taxonomy places the organism in Eukaryota, Metazoa, Platyhelminthes, Cestoda, Cyclophyllidea, Mesocestoididae.